CCAUACACUUGGCAUAUGCACUUGGCCUGCCUCUAUGGUGUGUAUAUAUUCUCUCUGGACGAGUCUCGUAGAGCUAACACCUCCAUCGGCCCAUUUGCUAGCUUCCAUCCGCUCUUCCGGUGGUGCUGGGUGCCAAAGCUAGCAGCAGCUACUGCAGUAGGUUUCUUCUCUUCUGGCUUCUCCCUUCUACUCUUUCCCCAGCCUGCCGAUCACUUUCAGCUCGAGGCCACCGGGGAAGCCAAAGGUUUCUUGAAUAUCGGUAUGGAGUUCAGCAGCAAAGACAUCCAGAUGGCCGGCCUGCACAGCGAGCAAUCGGCGAGGGAAGCCCUCCCGGCGUUUCUGAUCCAGGUGCCGUCGCAGACCAUCGCCGGCUUCGACUGCGUCGGCGGCGAUGCCAACGUCUCCCUGAAUGAGGCGGACAAUGAGUCCGGGACAACGACGGGCAACCAGGACAUUGUUAUCAGCAUCCCGGCGCCGGCGAGCGCACCACGGUCCGCUCUUCCUGGACGCGCGUACGACGACGCGCAUAUCCCCUACUCCAUCUCGCUCAGCAUGCCGGCGUCGCCGUCGGGGUUACACCUCUCGCAGUUCAGGACGUCGGCCGUCCAGCGUGACGAGGCCCGCGUCACGCCGGCAGUGGCGGAGUUCGACGUCCACCCGGUGGAGGAACAGGUGGAGGUGCACUCCCCGCGGCUACUGAAGCAGACGCGUUUCCACUCGCAGCCCAUCCUGCUGCACGGGUCCAAGAACGUCGAUGAGGCGCGGCGGUGCGACAGCACGCGCGACAAGCGGUUCGACCCAUUCAAGACCUUCUCCGGCCGCCUCGAGCGGCAGCUGUCAAACCUGCGCGGCCGGCCUCAGGAGCCCAUAGACGCGGUGUCGCCGGAGUCGAAGAUCUCCGAGGAGGAGACCGACCAGGUCCCUGGCGCCGACCGGUACUUCGACGCCUUGGAAGGCCCCGAGCUGGACACUCUCAGGGCGACGGAGGUGCCGGUGCUGCCGAAAGAUGACAAGUGGCCGUUCCUGCUGCGGUUCCCGAUCAGCGCGUUCGGGAUGUGCCUCGGCGUGAGCAGCCAGGCGAUCCUGUGGAAAACGCUGGCGUCUGCGCCUCCGACGGCGUUCCUGCACGUGAGCCUGGUGGUGAACCACGUGCUGUGGUACGUCGCGCUGGCGCUGAUGGUGCUCGUGUCCAGCAUCUACCUGCUCAAGGUCGUCUUUUACUUCGAGGCGGUGCGGCGCGAAUUCUACCACCCGAUCCGCGCCAACUUCUUCUUCGCGCCAUGGAUCGCGUGCCUGUUCCUGGUGCUGGGCGCGCCGCGGCAGGAGACCGAGAUGCACCACGGCGUGUGGUACGCGCUCAUGGCGCCCAUCUUCUGCCUGGAGCUCAAGAUCUACGGGCAGUGGAUGUCCGGGGGGCAGCGGCGGCUGUCCAAGGUGGCCAACCCGUCCAACCACCUCUCCAUCGUCGGCAACUUCGUCGUCGCGCUGCUCGGCGCCAAGAUGGGCCUCCGCGAGGGCCCCAUCUUCUUCUUCGCCGUCGGUCUCGCGCACUACAUGGUACUCUUCGUCACGCUCUACCAGCGACUCCCCACCAACGUGACGCUCCCCAAGGAGCUCCACCCCGUCUUCUUCCUCUUCGUCGCCGCCCCCAGCGUCGCGUCCAUGGCCUGGGCCAAGAUCAACGGCCACUUCGACACCGGCGCCAGGAUCGCCUACUUCAUCGCGCUCUUCCUCUACAUGUCACUGGCGGUGCGGAUCAACUUCUUCCGGGGGUUCCGGUUCUCGCUGGCGUGGUGGGCGUACACGUUCCCGAUGACCGGCGCGUCGAUCGCGACGAUCACGUACGCGACGGAGGUGAACAACGUGCUGACGCGGACGCUCUCCAUCGGGCUCUCGGGCAUCGCCACCGUCACGGUCGCCGGCUUGCUGGUGACCACCGUGUUCCACGCCUUCGUGCUGAGGGACCUCUUCCCCAACGAUGUCUCCAUCGCCAUCACGCGGCGAAAGCCCAAGUUCAGCAAGAUCCUCGCGCACUUCCGCUCCUCCAGCUCCGACAUGAAGGAGCUCGUGUUCUCCUUGUCCAAGCCGUCGCAAUCCGAAUCCGGCGAGACCGAUCCGUCGGUGAUCUGUGCCAGAGCAGAGCCUUAGAUCAAUCAACCACGACCCCGCUGGCUCGCUGUACAUAGUGGAUUUUUUUUGAUCUGUUAUGCAGGACGGCAGGAGGGAUGGUAGUUGAUCGGCCUGAGGACUAGUCGUGUAAUUAAAAUGGUUGGACGUACGUGGAACGGAUAUCCUUGGAGCAUUUUGUGAUGAUGAGGAAUUUGAAGAUACGAUGUGCAACUAGUACAUGCAGGUCGGUCGAUAAGUUUGUAAAUCAACCAAAAUAUAUGUGUAAUCUAUGUGGACUUGAGUAAGAAUAAACCAUGAACAUUUUUGUUA
Phragmites australis (common reed) is the source of this 2439-nucleotide messenger RNA. Its product is annotated as S-type anion channel SLAH2-like. Gene Ontology annotation, molecular function: voltage-gated monoatomic anion channel activity. Gene Ontology annotation, cellular component: membrane. The record is from RefSeq and is a predicted model, not a curated record. Bases 16 to 2148 code for a protein of 710 amino acids. The transcript is spliced from 4 exons. Gene Ontology annotation, biological process: intracellular monoatomic ion homeostasis; transmembrane transport. NCBI's taxonomy places the organism in Eukaryota, Viridiplantae, Streptophyta, Magnoliopsida, Poales, Poaceae.